Messenger RNA from Zingiber officinale, 3285 nucleotides. RefSeq lists its product as uncharacterized. The transcript has a single exon. Gene Ontology annotation, molecular function: ADP binding. NCBI's taxonomy places the organism in Eukaryota, Viridiplantae, Streptophyta, Magnoliopsida, Zingiberales, Zingiberaceae. Gene Ontology annotation, biological process: recombinational repair; signal transduction. The coding region runs from base 291 to 3179 and encodes 962 amino acids. The record is from RefSeq and is a predicted model, not a curated record.
ACUAUCUUUGUAUUGUUUACUCGAAGCCCCAGUCAGUCUCUGGACUGGCACCGUCUCUCCUCCCUCCCAAUGAUUUUUAUUUCAAACCUCAGCCAUGUGAGCACUACAGAGAAUUCGGACCAGAUUCAUGUAUCUUGUUCCCCUGUGAAAUGGAAUUGGAUCUUCGGAAAGGGAAAUGCUUGUUGAUCUUGAGCUUUGGAGCAUGAAAUGAGCCUUCUUUGUGAGUUCUUCUUCCUUUUCUUCUAUUUUUUCUGCUUCAGUGGUGAAGAAAGGCAGAGCUGUAGCAACUGAUGGAUGAAUCAGCUUCUCAUUCCUCGGAACCAUGCACAUCUACGCUGACCAUUAGAAUAGCAGGGCCUUCAUCGGAGAUCGGAGAGAAAUCUGUCCCAAUCUCUCCGUCCAUCUCUCUCUCCCCGCACUUGAACUCACCUUCUCCGCCAUCGUCUGCAUUCGUUUCGGCUCUGCAAUCUCCGUAUAUUUCUCCGAGAGCGUUGGAACCUCCAAAUGGGACUAACAGCUACUCCACCACAGCUACGAUGCCGUCGACGACCACAUCAAACUCAGCUUUGCAUUCCGAUGACAUCCCGAGCACUUCCUACACUCCUCCUUCGGAAAGUUCUGAUUUUGUCGCAGACCAAAUCGAGCAGAAGCAUAAGUUUUCCGACGCCAUGUUGCCUCGCAUAUCGUUCUCCUUCCCGGUUCCACGCACCUCGCUCACAAGAGGCUCGGUGUCUCCUCCUUCCAACCUGAAGCUCCAUGGCUGUGAUGUCUAUAUUGGUUACAACGGAAACAACCACGUACUCGUUCGCUUCUGUAAGUGGCUGAAGACCGAGCUUGAGCUCCAGGGAAUAGCAUCGUUUGUUGCUGACCGGGCAAAGUACUCGGAUUCUCAGAGCCAUGAAAUCGCAGACCGGAUAAUAUGCUCUGCCGCCUUCGGCGUCAUCGUGGUGACUCCAUCGAGCUUUCUAAAUCGUCUCAGUGUCGAGGAAAUCAGGUUCUUUGCUCAGAAGAAAAAUUUGAUUUCAGUUCUGUUCGACACCGAGCUCUCUGAGAUCGUUAGCCUUUCAAAUGAGAGGUUGGAGGGUAAAGAAAGCAGAGAAGCAUUGGAAGGUUUUACCAAGUGCAAUGAGUUCAAGAUUGAAACAAAUGGUAGCAAUUGGAGAAGCUGCAUAUCCAAGGUUGUGGCCGUUCUAAAAUCAAGGCUUGGAAGGAGGAGCAUUGCAGAGGUAGAAACUGAAACUUUUGAAGAAUUGCUCUUUCCUCGAAAUGGCCAUUUUGUGGGUAGAGAGAAGGAGGUGGCAGAGAUUGAAGCUGCUUUCUUUGGGUGCGUCGAAGCUCAUGAAAUGGAAUGCCCGAAGCCUUCCCUGACGAGGGGCAGCUCAAGUGAUGGAUUCGCCGACGAGGAGAUUGAUACAGUGAGAACAAGUAAAAAGUAUAUUAGUUUGGAGAUGAGGAAGAGCAAAGAGCCUACUUUAGAGGCAUGGAUUGAACCAGUUAUUGAACUAGCAAGCAAAGGAAGAAGCCUUCAGAAGCAGCGAUCGAAGCACAAGAAAUCGCGAUGCGGUGCUAACAAAGGCCAUGGAAAUGCUAGUGUGUUCUGUGUCAAUGGGAGCUCGGGCAUUGGUAAAACAGAGCUUGCCUUGGAAUUUGCCUACAGGUAUGCUCAGAGAUACAGGAUGGUGCUGUGGAUCGGUGGUGAAACAAGGUACUUGAGGCAAAACAUCUUGAACUUAUCUUUGAAAUUAGGAUUGGACCUCAGUGCAGAGGCAGAGAAGGAAAGAGGGAGGAUAAGGAGCUUCGAUGAACAAGAGUUCGACGCAUUCCUGCGGGUAAAGAGGGAGCUCUUCAGAGAUAUCCCUUACUUGCUGGUUAUCGACAAUCUUGAGACGGAGAAAGAAUGGUGGGAAGGCAAAGAUUUGCAUGAUCUCAUUCCAAGGAACACUGGCGCUACCCAUGUCAUCAUUACCACUAGGCUAUCCAAGGUCAUGAGCUUCGAACCCAUGCAACUUCCGCUGCUCUCACUCGCAGAUUCGCUACUGCUCCUCAAAGGGAGGAGGAAGAAGGACUACAGCAGUGAGGAAAGUCAAGUGUUGAAGAAAUUUGUUGAGAGAAUGGAGAGAUUGAGCUUCGGGAUGUCUGUAGUCGGUUCACUUCUUUCAGAGCUUCCCAUUUCACCGUCGGAACUUCUUGAAACAAUCGAUAGGAUCUCUGUGAACGAUGGCAAUGAGGAUGGUUUGUGGAGGAGCAGCAUUUUCUUGAUGAAAACCCUGGCGUUCUGCUUCGCAGUGGUGGAUCAAGCGGCGGGAAGAAGCCUUGCGUCGAGAAUGGCCCAAACUGGUGCAUGGUUUGCUUCCGUUCCAGUUUCUUCAACUCUGUUAGCGGCUGCCUCCGACAACCUGCCUACAAAAGGAAGCUUUUGUCAAUGGGGGAAAGAUCUCACUGACGUGUUCCUUUGCGGUACCAGGUGCUGUUUAGCAGCAAGUCAAGCAAGAAAGACAGAAGUAGACUCCGCUAUGCUGCUAGUAAAUCUCGGCCUGGCAAAGAGAAGCAUGAGACAGCCAGGUUGCUGGAUCCAACUCCAUCCAAUCACCCAAGUGUUUGCCAAAAGGAAAGGCGGGCUGCCGCCGGCGAAGGCUGCUGUGCACGGAGCCAUGAGGGCUGGCAAUGCUGCAAUGAACUUGGAUCACCUGUGGGCUUCAGCAUUCCUAGUCUUCGGCUUCAAACAAGAGCCACCUCUCGUGCAGCUUAGUGCACUGGACAUGGCCUUCUUUAUCAGAAAGACUGCACUUCCUUUGGCAAUCAGAUCCUUCAUGACGUUCUCAAGGUGCAAUUCAACCCUGGAGCUGCUGAAGGUGUGCACGAACGCGCUUGAAGAAGCAGAGAAAUCGUUCGUCUCUCAGAUACAGGAUUGGCACCGAGGCAGAUUGUGCUGGACGAAGAAGCUUCAGUUCAACCAGAAGGUGGACGAGUAUGUUUGGCAGGAUGUGACAUUGCUGAAAGCCACAUUGCUCGAGACCAGAGCUAAGUUGCUGCUGAGAGGAGGGCACUUCGAUGAAGGGGAAGAACUCUGUAGGACUUGUGUUAGUAUUAGGACCGUGAUGCUAGGCCAUAACCAUGCUCAGACCUUGGCUGCUCAGGAAACACUGGCUAAGUUGGUCAGAUUCCGGCGAAAAAUGUGAUGUAAGAACAUGUAACGCAUGUAUCUAUCACGUUGAGUGAUGUAUUUAAUCUUUGUAUCCGUUUUGAGCAGUGGAAAGAGUAGAUCAGGAUUGUGACUGAUAACAA